AUGAAGGCCUGGACAUAUACUCACGGAGGGUUCCCGAAAGCACUUCAACAAUCGGAGCUUCCCUCUGACGUGGGACAACUCAAGCCAUCAGAACUUCGCAUCCGAGUCAAAGCCGCCUCCAUAAAUCCCGUCGACACCCAAAUGAUGGGGUUUUCAUUCUGGACCUACCUUCCAACUUUUAUCGUACGGUCUCACAAAGGCGUAGCCGAGGACUUCUCGGGAGUGGUAGAGGACGCAGGAAAAGACGCCGGCUUCCAGGCUGGCGACGAGGUCUUGGGCCUCGCGCCCUUUAUUCCCGGGGGCGUUCUACAGGACCAGAUCCGCAUAGACACCAAGACAUCUCUUGUCGUCUCUAAACCGAGCGCUUGGUCGUGGGCCGAGGCCGCCGCCCUCCCGCUCGUCUGGCUCACCGCGCACACCACCGUCGCCGAGAUCGAGCCAUACGUCAAGAACGGCAAGGUCGCUGUCCUGGGAGGCAGCUCCAGCAGCGGCCUGUACGCCACCUACCUCGCGAAACAGCAUGGCUGGACGGUGAUGGCCUCGUGCUCUGGGCCCAAGGCGGAGCUCGUCCGCAGCAUGGGCGCGAGCGACACUGUCGACUACACAGCCACCAGCGUGUCUGCGAGACUCAAGGAAUUCGCGCCAGAUGCCAUUAUGGAUUUUGUGGGGGGGACGGAGUGUCUCGGUAUCGCCAAGAGGUACGUGACUGUCGUUGGCGACAAGACGAACCGGAUGGCGAUGAGCGGCAGGGCCAUCUAUCUAUGGAAUCCCCAGAUGCUCGUCCGCGCUCUGCUUGGCAGGGCAGGCCUUGGUCGUUCGUAUACCUGCGUGAACCUGGCUGUCAAACACUCUUUCUUGGAAGACCUCGUCCGCCUGCCUAGGGAUAAGGUCAUCAUUGACAGCACAUUUACUUUUCUUCAAGUCGUGGAAGCGUUUGAGAGGCUUAACACGGGGCGUACACGGGGCAAGGUAGUGAUUCUCAUGGAUGUUUGA
Messenger RNA from Cryphonectria parasitica EP155, 993 nucleotides. RefSeq lists its product as uncharacterized. The record is from RefSeq and is a predicted model, not a curated record. The transcript has a single exon. The coding region runs from base 1 to 993 and encodes 330 amino acids. Lineage: Eukaryota; Fungi; Ascomycota; Sordariomycetes; Diaporthales; Cryphonectriaceae. Gene Ontology annotation, molecular function: oxidoreductase activity.